Molecule: messenger RNA, 1904 nt
Organism: Neocloeon triangulifer
Lineage: Eukaryota; Metazoa; Arthropoda; Insecta; Ephemeroptera; Baetidae
Product: sedoheptulokinase-like
Exons: 9
Coding region: 271-1677 (468 amino acids)
Biological process (GO): carbohydrate metabolic process
Cellular component (GO): cytosol
Molecular function (GO): sedoheptulokinase activity
Source: RefSeq, a predicted model, not a curated record
GUCAUCAGAAGGGCCCCUGAUUGACUCGAGUUGUGUUCAGCCAGUCCUCCACUUUUAUUUAUUCGACAAAAAACGUGUUUUGCAACGUACUGGCCACUGCACUAUCUCCGCAGUUCACGCAGAUAAAGCCUUUGAUUUGCUGUCAAAGCAAAUUUGGCCUCGUUUAUAACAAACUGGAACUCGAAUUAAUUCAAUUGCACGGAUUAUUGCAAGAAGUUAGUUUUGUUGCAAGUCGCACUGCGGACAAUAGCGGCUGAUUUAAGAUCAAAAAUGUCAGCAGAAUACGUUUUAGGGGUUGACAUAGGAACUACCUCUGUAAAAGUCAACCUUAUCGACAUAUCAACGAAAAAGCCAAUAGCCAGACAGACUAAAGACACCCGAGCUGAUUGUCCCAGUGAAUUGGGCCCUGCAGCUGGAAAUAAACAAGAUGCAGCUCGAAUCGCCUCUGCAUUCCACGGGUGCGUUUCGCGCCUGCCGAGGGACAAGUUGAAAUUGGUGACCAGCAUCGGGGUGUGCGGCCAAAUGCAUGGGGUUGUUUUAUGGAAGCAGGGCAGCGCCUGGGGCUACCAAGGAGAGAGGUUGGAAUUGAGUACGCAAGCGUCAGGGGCCGUGUCUGCCGUUUACACCUGGCAAGACAAUAGGUGCACCCCUACCUUUUUGGCCUCCCUGCCCCACCCUGAGAGCCACUUGGGACUUAGCUCUGGUUUUGGCAUUCCGACUGUUUUCUGGAUGGCCAAGAACAAACCGGAGCGCCUUGAGAAAUACGACAGAGCUGGAACGAUUAUGGAUCUGAUUGUGGCAAUGCUCUGCCAGUUGGAGGAGCCGGUCAUGUCCAGCCAGAAUGCUGCCAGUUGGGGAUAUUUCAACUCGGUGACCGGCGAGUGGAAUAAACAACUUCUGGAGGACGCUGGAUUUCCUGUUAAAUUUUUGCCACAUGUGAUUCCAGCGGGCGGAGUUGCUGGCAAUUUGAAACAAACUUGGCUUGGCAUUCCAGCAGGAACUCCUGUCGGUGCUGCUCUUGGUGAUCUACAGUGCUCGGUUUUUGCCAAUUUGCUUCGGCCAGGUUUGGAUGCCGUCAUUAAUAUUUCUACCUCAGCACAAUUAGGCUUUGUGAUGCCUAAUGAUUUUCAGCCAGAAAUUAAAUCAGCAGAUGAGGAUAUUUCCUCCGUCCAGUAUUUCCCCUACUUUGAUGGGCAGUAUUUGGCCGUAGCAGCUUCGCUAAAUGGUGGCAAUAGUUUGGCUUUAUUUGUCAAAAUAUUGCAGCAAUGGGCCCACGAGCUUGGCUUCAGCGUACCGCAAGAUAAAGUUUGGCAGCGGAUUUUGGAUCUGGGGGCCGCAAAUGAGUCGACAACUUUGCAAAUCAACCCUACUUUGCUUGGGGAGAGACACAGUCCAGAAGUAAGAGGCAGUGCAUCCAAUAUCGACCCGAGCAAUCUGAGUUUGGGCAGUGUGACCAGAUCUUUGUGUCAGGGCAUCAUUUCUAAUUUACUUCUAAUGAUGCCUAGGGAUUUCCUUGUUUCUCAUGGGGUUGAGAGGAUAUUGGGAGUUGGAUCUGCAAUGACGAGGAACGCGGUUCUCCAGAGCGAGGUCAGCAAACAGUACGAGUUGCCGCUAGAGGUUUUAAGUGGCGGAGAUGCGGCUCUAGGAGCUGGGCUUUCUAGGUUGCUUCACAUUUAAAUCAAGCUCAAAUAAAAGCGUUUUAAAUCGAAUUAAUACUAUGGCUUUAGGCGCUGUAGCCACAAUAAAGAGUACAAUAGCUUAAAUAUAACUAAACGCUGCCUUGCAUGAAAUAUAAAAAUUGUAUGAUGUUCCGUGUAUCUGCUAUAGCAGGAACCAAUGCCAAUGAUUAGCAAUAAAAAAUAAUCAAAAGGUGCAUUACAUCGCUAGAUUGCUUUAUAUGAAUA